UGUGUUUCUGAUGGCAGGUGUCUGCAUAAACCCCAAGCCUGGACUGCUUCGAGUUUUCUCUCAGUACCGAACGGCGCAGUCCUUUCUUUCUGUCCCAUAACUCCUCAUCUUAUUCGUGGGUUUCGAAGUUCGUCAUAUUUAUCAGAAGGGCUUAUUGUAUAUUUUGAAUUUUCCGUGACACCUGAGGAAAAUUUUCAUUAUAAGAAGCAAUUUGAGUUUAGUGAAAAUGUACAAUUUUAGAAGAUCAGCAAUAUCAUCGCUUCGGAGAACAUGCUUUUUGGCUCGUUUUUCAUCACCAUCUAACACGAAAUCCGCAGCGGAAUAUCUGGAAAAUAGGGAUGCAUUUGGAGCAAAUGGAAUCUCUCUUCUGGUUAGAGGGCUAUGUACUGGAGGGUAUAUGGUUGAUCUUCAUUCUCCAUACAAACUAAUGGAUAACCAUGUAGCAAAUACAGGAGCUCGUUUUUCAGCUAGGUCCUUUGCAUCAAAACCCUCAAAGCAAACAUCGGAAACAUCGUCUGAGCCCAAAAAAGACAUCUCCACCAUUGAGGAUCCUUUUGAUGCUCCUACAUACAAUAUCCCAGAGAAGCCUGUAACAUUUACUGAGGGAGCCUCCUACAGUGUUAUAAUUCUUGCUGGGCUUGGGAUUGCUGCUGCUGCCGCAUAUGCUGUGUUCAAGGAACUCAUAUUUGAACCAAAAGAGUAUAAAAUUUUUAACAAGGCUCUGAAAAGAAUUCAAGACGAUGGUCAGGUCAGAGUGAGGAUUGGAUCCCCUAUUACUGGCUAUGGUCAGGAAAGUAGAAAUCGUGCUGCCCGACAACGUAUACCCAAUAGGAUAUAUACUGACGAAUUUGGCAUAGAGCAUGUUGAGGUUAAUUUCUACAUCCGUGGACCUCAUGGAGCUGGCAAGGUUUUUACUGAGAUGUUCAAAGAUCAAGAGGACAAGCAGUGGAAAUUCACGUACUUGAUUGUUGAGAUCAAUUCACCUUACAAAGCACAAUUGAUGCUAGAGUCUUACAUGCCAGCACCAGCAUCAGGGCCUGCCUAAAAGAAGUAAACGAGGGGCUUAAUCAGCAGAAUUUGAGACAUUGUGGAUGCCACAGGCUCGAAGAAAGGUGACAAAGAUGGUGGCGGGGCAUGAGAAGCCAAUUGCUGGCGUGGCCUCUUGAGAGAGGAUGUAACACAGUCAGUACGGAGCCCAUUAACUUCAUUCCUUUCAUCUAGGUUUCAAUUUGGUUCAGAUAAAGUUUGAACAAAAUUUAAUGUAUAAUUGAGUUGAAUAUAAAAGAAUAAAUUUGAAAUUAAUUUAAAAUCGAUAAAUUCAAAUUCAAA
Messenger RNA from Mangifera indica (mango), 1329 nucleotides. Its product is annotated as probable mitochondrial import inner membrane translocase subunit TIM21. Bases 227 to 1045 code for a protein of 272 amino acids. The record is from RefSeq and is a predicted model, not a curated record. NCBI's taxonomy places the organism in Eukaryota, Viridiplantae, Streptophyta, Magnoliopsida, Sapindales, Anacardiaceae. Gene Ontology annotation, biological process: protein import into mitochondrial matrix. Gene Ontology annotation, cellular component: TIM23 mitochondrial import inner membrane translocase complex. The transcript has 8 exons.